GUUUAAUAUUCCUGAGAAGGAAUGGCAACUGUGCAUGGAGACUUUCCUGUGGCCAAAGAAGAUCGUUCCUAUCAUCAACAAGGCAUGGCAGAGGAACGGAGAAAUGCAUAUCAAGUUUGAAACAGCAUUAAGGCAGCGGCGAAAGGAACUGAUUGAGAGAGUUGACCGGCUUCAUGCUGAGUCCCGUGUUUUCGAAAAGUUCUCAGACAUCGAAGGCGACUCGAUGUUCGCCCACUCUCGUCAGAUACAGGAAAUGCAAGCGGAACUUGAACACAUGGCCCACAUUGCCCUUCAGAUUACUGAGGUCGAAGAUCUGUUUGGCCUUCCCCCGACCGACUUCAGAAAGUUCCAAGACCUUCGGGACUGGAUCAACCCAUUUAGCAUUCUCUGGACAACUGCGGUACAAUUCCGGGAAAAGAAGGCAGCUUGGGUCGCGGGAGAGUUGAAAGACCUGGAUCCAGCGGAGAUCGAGCUGGAGGUCACAACGAUGCACCACAGUAUAAUAAAGCUUUUGAAGUCGUUCGAGGAAAUGGGGCUGAAGAUUCCGCAGGAUGCAGCAGACACUCUGCAGAACCGGAUCCAGGGAUUUAUGAAAAACUUGCCGAUCCUUCAUUGCCUCUGCAACAAGGGUCUCCGUGAGAGACAUUGGAUUGCGAUGUCCAAGAUUGUGGGUUUCCAGAUGCACGGCGAUGUCAAGCAGUCGAUGAAGAUGUUGAAAAAGCAUGACAUCGGCAAGUACUUGCCAGCUUUGGAUGAAAUCAGCGAGACAGCCACGAAAGAGCAUACGUUGGAGCGCAUGCUGGAUUCUAUGGAGAACGAUUGGAAAGAUCUGAGAUUUGAACUUGUGCCCUGGGGUGAAACUGGCCACGCCAUCUUCAAGGGAGGACCCAUAGAUGAAGCCCAGACUCUGCUUGAUGAUCAUUUAGUGAAGACACGUGCAAUGGCGGCUUCACCAGCUGCGGAGGCAUUUGGCUCGAGGAUAUCAAGUUGGGAAGGACAGCUUAUCCAUGUACAGCAAGUGCUGGACAGUUGGCUUGCUUGCCAGGCGAAGUGGCUAGAUCUGGAGCCCAUCUUUGGUUCCGACGAUAUCCAACGCCAGAUGCCCAAGGAGUGGGACCGCUUUGCCAAGGUGGAUACCGUUUUCCGUAAGAUCAUGAGUGUUGCUGAGGCCAUGCCCAACAUAAAGGAGGUCAUAAUUACCAAGCGCAAUUUCCUGAUAUCAAAUCUAGCCUGGUGCAAUGAGGAGCUAGAAAUUAUCGAAAAGGGGUUAAACAGUUACUUGGAGGCCAAGCGGCUUGCUUUCCCAAGGUUUUAUUUCUUGGCCGAUAGCGAAUUGCUCGAGAUAAUCUCAGAGGCUCGCAAUCCCCUCCGCGUCCAGCCGUACAUCCAGAAAUGUUUCCACGGUAUCCGACAGCUGGAGUUCCAACCGAACCUGGACAUCACAGCGUUCGUCAGUUCCGAUGGGGAGCGCCUGCCCCUGGAUCCUUGUGGCGAGCCUCCGCUCAAUCCACAAACAGCGGCGGACAAGGGACACGUGGACCGGUGGCUGGCGCGAGUGGGGGAUGCCAUGGUUCUUAGCUUGAAGGUGAUUUUUACAAAAGCCAUCGGAUCGUACGGUAUUCGGCUCAGCCUCAGGGAAUGGCUCAGUUUGUGGCCGGAGCAGGUUGCACUCUGUGUUCGACUACUUUUCUGGACUGUGGAAGUGGAAGAGUGCAUACGCACCAGGGGCGAUGGGAGUGAGCAUGUGGCCGUGGCGGUGGGCAAGGAUAAUGAAUCGUCGGAGGAGAAUGGCGAGGAGGAGGAGGAGGAGGCGUGGCAAGAGGACGAGGAGGAGGAAGAGGAGGAGGACGAGGAGGAGAAGGAGCGGGGAUGGCAUAGCUUCUGCCAUCGGGCAGACGCAAGUCGCGCGGUUGAGCGCUGCCAGCAGGCAGAGCGAUGCCAGGUGGAGCCCUGCCAGCCAGGUGGAGCGCUGUCAGCGGGCGGCGCGAUGCCAGGUGGAGCACUGCCAGCAUGCGGUGUGCUGCCAGAUGGAGUGCUGCUAGCGGAAGGGGGGCUGUCAGGUGGAGUGCUGCUAGCGGGCCGUGCGCUUCCAGGUGGAGCGCUGCUAGCGGGCGGUGCGCUGCCAGGUGGAGUGCUGCUAGCGGGGGGUGCGCUGCCAGGUGGAAUGCUGCCAGUUGGAAUCGUGCUAGUGGGCGGGCCAGGUGGAGCGCUGCUAGCGAGUAUUGCUUGCCAGGUGGAGCAGCGCUCGUGCGCGGCUGCGGAGCCGUGUCUGCUGCGUGAAGGUGUUGUCAUACUGCGUGUGACAGGGCGGGUCAAAGUCGGAGCUUGUUCCCGAAAAACGAUACCAGAUUCUCUUCGGGUGACUGGGGCAAAAGGAGCCGGUGGAGGAGGGGGAGAAGGAGGAGGGGGAGGGGGAGGGGGGGAGGAGGGUGGUGUAGGAGACUGCGGGGGUCUAGGAUUAGGAGGGCGAGCAAGUGGUGGAGGAGGGGGUCUAGCAGGAGCUGCAGGUGCCGGGGCAGAAGGCAUAACACUACAUUCGACGUGGAGGCUGAGAAGUCGGAUGCUUGGACUGAACCUCUUGAUGAAGAGGAAUGUGAGGGGGGUAGAGGUUGAGAGUGAGAGUGAGAUUGCAGGGGUGGUAGAGCAAGAGGAGGUGGAGGGGGAGCCAGAGGCGUUGGCAGGACUGAAGAAGAAGCAGACGGUGGAGGCAAAGGAGGGAUGGAGGGUGCAUAUUGGGGAAGAGUGGCAAGAGGUUGCAAAAAAAACAGAUUCCGCUGUUGUCGUAACAAGCAAUGAUGCAGGAAAUUUUGCAACUGCUGCAGCCCCAAGAUCUGAACCAGUAGGUGCUGGUCCCAGCCACGCCGGUCCCUAUGUGGAUCGAAAGGCGGUGCAAAUACCGUCUAAGUAUGACGACAAAGAAGACGUUGAAUUCUGGAUCAGCUCCAUGAGGGCAUAUUUUGAGGUUCUGGGAACUCAACUUGAGACCCAGUCCGUGAUCAUGGGAAUGAAUGUCGAGCCUGUUAAAGGGGGCAAGCUCCACAUGUGUAUUGACUAUCGUGGUCUAAACCGCAUCACAAGAAAAAACGCCUAUCCAUUGCCUCGCAUAGAUGACUUGCUUGAUGCCGCAAGUGGGUGCAAGAUCUUUUCCAAGAUCGAUCUCAAGUGUGGCUACCACCAGAUUGAAGUCGAUCCUGCGGACCAGCACAAGAUUGCGUUCAAAACACGCGAUGGGCUUUACGAAUUUACCAUAAUGCCCUUCGGUCUCACGAACGCACCAGCCACCUUCCAAAGCUUCAUGGACAAGGUCCUCCGUGAACAGAUUGGUCGGUUCGUGGUGGUAUACCUCGAUGAUAUACUGAUCUUCAACAAAUCCAUGGAGGAACACCUCAAGCACCUCAAGGAAGUGCUCACUAUCCUCAAGAAGACGCAACUUCAUCUCAACCUAGAGAAAUCUGAGUUUGGGAAGGAUAGCGUCAUCUAUCUUGGGCAUAAGUUGUCUGCUGCCGGCCUAGAGCCUGAGGCAACCAAGGUUGAAGUCAUAUGCAAUUGGCCUCAGCCCGGGAACAUCCGUGAACUGCGCUCUUUUCUUGGUCUCGCGUCAUGCUAUCGGAAGUUUGUGCCCUGCUUCUCUAUUGUUGUUCGUCUGUUGUCCCGGUUAACAAGUAAGAAUGUUCCCUACUCUUGGGACACCGCAUGCAAGGACGCCUUUCAAGCUUUGGAAGAAGCUUUGGUAAGUUACCCAGUACUCCGCAUUGCAGAUCCCAAACUCACAUUCGUAGUUACUACGGAUGCAAGUCAGUAUGGAAUCGGCGCAGUGCUGCAGCAAGAUGGUGGCGAUGGCCUACGGCCGCUCGAAUUCUACAGCAAACGCAUGCCCAACGUAAAGGUAGCCACUUCCACCUACAUGCGCGAGCUCUAUGCUCUGCGUAUGACUUUGGACCAUUGGAAGCACUAUCUUUUGGGAUGCCACUUCAAAGUGUUCUCAGAUCAUGAGACUCUGAAGUGGAUCAAGGAGCAAACUACACUGUCCCCUAUGUUACUUCGCUGAUUCCGUGAAAUUAACAUUUUUGACUUUGAGUUGAGACACAAAAAAGGUUGUUAUAAUCGAGUUGUUGACGCAUUGUCUCGCCACCCU
Molecule: messenger RNA, 4135 nt
Organism: Chara braunii
Lineage: Eukaryota; Viridiplantae; Streptophyta; Charophyceae; Charales; Characeae
Source: the annotation of a GenBank genome assembly